Molecule: messenger RNA, 734 nt
Organism: Spodoptera littoralis (African cotton leafworm)
Lineage: Eukaryota; Metazoa; Arthropoda; Insecta; Lepidoptera; Noctuidae
Source: the annotation of a GenBank genome assembly
AUGUGUGCAGUGAUUUUUUUAUUCGCAGUAUUCUGCCUACAAAAUAUACAAGGAGCAAAGCUAGGAGAUAAUGUAAAUAAAACAAAUGUGGGAGAUAUAAAGGGAAUGGAAGUGCCUGAUGAUUUCCUGUUGAUCAUAGAACAAUUACGAAGUAAUUCGAGUUUGAUUACGAACGCGUUGGCGACGGCGAGACAGAACCAGGAUAGUCAAAAUGGGACCUCUACGAACAAUAGGCGUUGUGUAUGUGACAAAGGUGUUUGUAAAUGCUGUACUGGUUACUUCAUGGACUUGCUGAAGCAGAAGGCUUGUAUGCGAGUCACUUAUCACCCGGGAGACUUUGCGUUCGACGUAGCCAUGUCGCUCAACAACAGGGUGCUCUAUGAAAACUCAAUGUCAGGAAAGAAUCCACGACCAAUAUGCAUCAGUCCCCCAAGGAUAAACAACUUGAAAGUUUGCGCGAAGUUCUACAACGUUUUUUUCCCGGGUCGAACUUUCACUUCUGUUUGGCAAUGACAGGACACUGGCGGUCAUUCGAACUCUUCAAUUUCGCUUUUGACUGCCUCCGGAUGGGAGCUAACGGAAUAGCGAUGGUUAGACCGUAUGAUGAUGUUGGUAUUCCGAUAGCCAACCCUCAAGGAGGAGUGGAUGCUGUAGUGGAUGCCGGGGAGGAUGAUAUCGAAGAUUAUGAUGAAAACGUCGUCAGGUCCAUACUCAACCUCUUCGACCGAAGAUAG